This is a messenger RNA of Nicotiana tabacum (common tobacco), 1370 nucleotides long. RefSeq names its product protein MRG1-like. The record is from RefSeq and is a predicted model, not a curated record. Gene Ontology annotation, cellular component: histone acetyltransferase complex; nucleus. Gene Ontology annotation, biological process: regulation of DNA-templated transcription; chromatin organization. NCBI's taxonomy places the organism in Eukaryota, Viridiplantae, Streptophyta, Magnoliopsida, Solanales, Solanaceae.
CUUCCCUCCCUCCCGCCCUUUCUAGAUUUCUGAUAACCCACAACUAAAAGAAGCGGGUAAGAACCUCAACUCUUUAUACAAAUUGAUCGGUUGAGCUUCUUAUUUACAAUAAACCCUUUUGAUUCAUUGGCACUAUUAUUCUACAGAAAAUCAAAGAAAAUGGGGAGCUCAAAUGCUGGGGUAUCGGACAAUUCCACAACCAUCUCUGAUGAAGUUGGUGGCACCACUCAUGAUACUGACAUUGACGUGGUUGACUCCAGUCGUUUUCAAGAAGGUGAAAAAGUACUCGCCUUUCAUAGCCAACAACUUUAUGAAGCUAAGGGUUGGAACAAAAACUGGGAUGAAUGGGUGGGCAUAGAUCGACUGAUGAAACUCACAGAAGAGAAUAUUCAGAAGCAGCAGGAGCUUAAGAAAAAACAGGAUACAGAUAAGAGUUCAAAGGGUGGACGUGGAUCACAAAUGAAAACAAAAGGCUAUACAGGGGGAAGAGGCAGAAAGCGAAAGAGUGAUGUUCCGCAGAAGGACAAGUAUGCUCCUCCUCCAGAAAAGCUUGUCAAUAUCCAAAUACCACCACAAUUAAAGAAACAGCUGAUUGAUGAUUGUGAAUUUGUCAACCACUUGGGCAAGCUCGUCAAACUUCCACGUUCUCCAAAUGUAGAUGAAAUACUAAAGAAGUAUCAUGACUAUCGGCUGAAAAAGGAUGGAGUGAUAUCUGAUUCUGUUGGAGAGAUUCUUAGUGGUUUGCAAUGCUACUUCGACAAAGCACUGCCUGCUAUGCUCCUUUACAAGAACGAGCGGGAACAAUACCAAGAAUCAAUUAGAGAUGAUGCCGCUCCUUCCUCUAUAUAUGGAGCUGAGCAUUUAUUACGGCUUUUUGUUAAGUUGCCAGAGAUUCUGUUCUACGCAAGUAUUGAAGAUGAAACAUUAACAGAGUUAAGGCAGAAGUUACAAGACUUUCUCAGAUUCCUGCAGAAGAAUCAAAGUGCAUUUUUCCUGUCCAUGUACCAUUCUGCGGAAGGUUUUGAUGUGGCUGACAAGAAACAGGAUAACUGAGUUGGAACUUUUCUUCUCUAUUGUACAUUCUAUAUCGCACCUACUAUGUAUAUUCUCUGUUCUCCGAUGCAGAACUAUGUUGUAUUACUAGGGAUGUUACUAGUAAAUUUUGCUGCAUAGUAGCUCGCACAUGUUUUCCUACUUAAUGCCUGUGCAGUGGCUAUUCCAGUGUUCAAAUCUAUUCUCUUGAAAACAGGUACUUGAGUACAACUAACUUGUGUUACAUAUGGGAAAGAAAUUUGCUCUGCGAUAGGUGUCGACAAUGUUGAGGUGCAUUGAGUUAUCUUUACAUAAGACGUAUUUCCUAUUUCAUGGCA